UUGUCUACUUCCGAAAACAGCGGCAUGUUGAAGCUUCGUGUGUGUGUGUGGAAGCUUGUAAACAGCUGAGAUAAAACGAUAAAUGAAAGUUUUAUAUGUGAUAAUUUGUAGAGAUCUCACAUACAAGAAUCUGUGAAGCUUUUGUGUACGUUUGUACACGUAAGGCAACCUAUAUCUUGCUUCAAAUGAACUGCACCUGCAGGAGAGACCAGAUGCAUGUUAAAUGAAUGAUCUCUGAGGCUAGUUAGAGGUGUCAUUCUCUGUGUGAACGUGCGCGGGAGGGCGCCAGGAAGAAAGCGUUACAGUUUGGCGACAUCUUACUGUCCGAGUGAUUGUCCACCGCUGUGUAAUUAAUUACUGAUGACAACCGAUGCGCUGGGUGUACUUGCAUCGUUGCGGCCCAUGACGUCCCCGCGAUACUAACUUGAGGAAAGCGCGUAGUGUGCGCGCGUGCGAUUGCCUCUUGUCCCCACUUUGUCCCCACUCUCCCUCUCCCUCUCCCUCCCUUAGACGUCAGGUGUCGCUACCGACGGCGACUGCAGGUCCGCCGCUUGUUGCUCGCAAGCCCAGCCACUCUUGCGCCAACCGCCCGCACCACUUGGUGCUUUCAAGAAAGCAGAUGGUGUUUGCCCGACAUGGUGUCGUGGUGACGUGCCUGGCGUAACGGCGUGGUGCUCUGCAAGGUUCUGUGACGCAUGUGGCAGUGACGUAGAGCUAGGAGUUGAAGUAUACGGACCUGUCUGUUGGACCCGACAUCUUGUUAGGGAGGUGGGCUUCCAGCAACGGACAUCGACAUGGGGUGGCCGGAACGGAGAGUGUUGGCUGUACUAGUGGCGAUACUCUGUCUUGCACCCUGCACCCUGCUUGUUGCGCUGUCACCUGACCUUAAACCAUCACAGAAUGUUCCAACAGCCACUGCGCAGACGGAGCCAGACUGGCACUCGAGGUCACUAUCUAAGAAGAGUUUCUCUGAUUUGAAGAGCACCCCGUCACCUGAUCUUGUUGCUGAUGCUGGUGGUAGUGUUGUCAGCGGUGGCUACGGUAAAAGUGUUGGUGAUGCACACGAGAGAACGACAGACAAAAGUGAUGAACAGCAAGAAAAAGAGCAGAGAACCAGUGCCAUGGCCAGGUUGAGACAGUGGGCAAGUCCGACUGCUCCCUCUUCCACGGCAAAAGAAUUGCAGGACGUGGAAGGUACACACGCCAGGGGAGACGAUAAGCCGGAAGCAGCCGUGGAAAAGCGCGAUAAGCACGUGACUCCUUGGUCCGACGACGACGCCAUCAGAGACCUUAACGCAGACUACCCUGAUCAUGAUGAGUUGGAAGACGACAUCGAUGAUGAUAUAAUAAACAAAAAAGAGUCUCCGAAACUGGGGGUCCCAUCGCGUCAUCAUGAACGUUAUGAACAGCGACAAGGGCAAGAUGGCGGGCAAGAGGAAGGUACCAAGAGAUGGCGCCAGCAGCUUGUCCGUGAAUCUGACGAUACAAGGCAGGACGUCAAGACACAAGCAAGUGGCCAUGCCAGCGAUCUCAAAGAAGAGCCGCCCCAGGCCAGCAGACCAUCCAGUGGGGCACCUCGCGAAUCGGCCACGAUUGUUGGAACCAAAGCUGACCCACUACGCUCCGAGAUCAACUUCGAGGGCCACAAGUACGAGAAGGUGAAGUCGAGGAACCGCCCAAAAUGGCUGUCGCACCUCGCCGGACAACGACAGACAGCAGGCGGGGGACUGGGCACAGAAGACCUGCACGUCAACCACGAAGGUCUGCAGGUGCUCAGUCCUUCGCCACCUCACAGCCUUACCACAGACGAAGCCUUAACACCUGCACCCCUUAAUGGCGAGAGAGACAAACAUGAUGGAAGUUCAGAUGUCCCAAGCGACCUGGGAGUCAAAGAGGAACAUCGUCAGAGCUCCAUGGAGGACAAUCACGACCGCGUCGACGACUACAAUCGGACAAAGGAAAGCAGGAUUAACACCAGUGAUCCUCACGACGACAAGUGGUCGGCGAUGAAGCAGAAGAAGACGGCCUACCUCAAAAGCUGUCCUGCUUGUCAAGCCGGCAUUAAUGAAGCCCGCACUCUUAGGCUGCAGGUACUAAGAGACCAGCUGCUUGACAAGUUGCGGAUGGUGCCACGGUUCAAAUCCAGCCCCUGGCGACCCAAACUGCCUGACCAGGUGUUCCCCGACUACCUGCAACACGAUGAAAGCGACGUCGACAGCAAGUACUACGCCCGCACCACUGAACUCAUCGUCUUGGGCCGUGACCUCGGCAGACAUCGCCUACGAAGGGAGGGCACGGGGUCCUAUCAGUUUGCGGUCACUGGCAAAGUCAAGGGCAGCGUUUCCUCGGCGGAGUUGUGGGUCUACAAGAUGGCCGACGCCAACGACGUCCACGGGCAGACGCUGAUCAUCACGGAACUCGACUUCCGCAAGGGACGCCACCUACAAGAGCGCAGCCUGGUGGCGCGCCUGGAGACCAAGGUGCAGGAAGGCUGGGUCAGCUUUGAUGUCACCCGCCUAGUACAGCGCUGGGAAGAGGCCGGCCAGCCGGCUCCCAUGCAGCUGCUGGCCAUCAGGUGCAAGACUUGCGCAAGGACCAACUACCGCGCCAUCUUCGGUGCUAAGAGCAACUUUCGCCCAGUACUUGUGAUGCACCUCCAAAGUACUGAGGAGCAUGAACGCAAGCGGCGUAGUACCUGUGACCCAGAGUUUGACUGCUGCAAAUUUGACCUCUUUGUACACUUCAGGGAUUUGGGCAUCCAUGAAGUCCUUCAUCCAAGAACCAUCAAAGCUGACUACUGCUAUGGUUCUUGUGACAGACCCGACCUUGGUCAUUAUCACCACUCGCAGCUGAUGCAGAACUAUCGCUGGAACAAUGACCGUCCCAUUAACUCCACUCUGAGAGAAAGAGUAAAACCUUGCUGUGUCCCUGUGGUCCUGCGCCAGACUUCCAUCAUGUAUUACAACAACAGUCUUAACACUCAAAUCAACAACGGCGUGGUACCCAACAUCCUGGUAGACAAGUGCGGAUGUGCUUGAAAUGCCAAAUUAAUAUAACUCAUGAAAUAUCAAUGAUGAUUGCAUUUUACUUAGUAUAUCAGCUUCUCAGUUUUGUUUGCUUCUUUCAGAUGAAAUAGUGGGAACAGAAAAAAAUAUUGGAUACUAUUCAAGAGCCUGGUAACUGGUAACUCGUAGCAUGAUGGGAAUCCUCAUUGGCCUGACAGCGGUCAAAGUUGUUGGUGAAACUGCACUUGCUAGUGGCAAGCAAACCAGUUACCAUACCAUGUCUACAAUGUUUAUUUUACAAAUCUUCUUCAGUCUUUUGCUCAAAACAUGCUUUCCUUAGCCUUAUAGGCUGCCUUUUUUUGUAGCUUGUUGGAUAUUACGACUCUUUUCAUAAAUAAGCAUAGUAUAUUGCUAUAUUGGACACCCUGUUAUGCACAGCAAUGCAAAGUGUAUUUGAUGGUCACAUACUUUCCAGGUGAGUGGAUGGAAAAAAUUCCUCAUGUGAUAAACCUUUAUCUUCAAACAUUUAUAGCUUUUGUCUAUCUCACCAUUUUGUCGAAGGAACAAAAUGGCCUCUGUCUGGACAGGAGACUUGUGUGUAACAAGUCACCUGGACAUGACUAAGGUUAACAUCAUCAAUGCCAGAUUGGGGCACUGCAAUAAGUCCCAAAACUCAAAACAUUUAAUUCAAAUAUUUUAAUACUAUAGCAGUAUUUCAGACAGACCAAACAUUUUUGUUCACCUGAAGUAUUCUAUUUUAAUAAUAAAUGUUCACAGUGCUUGGUUUAAAGUACACAGUAUAAUAAACUAACCCUGUCUCAAUAUUAGAUCUCAUUUACGUGAUGAAAACAGAGAAAAUCUCAGAACUGAAAUAGUGGAGACAAAGUUCAAAGUGCUUGUUUAAUUUGAUUAAAGUGUGGGAAUAACUUUUUCACCCACCAUUUUAAGUGACAGCAGUGAAUUCCACACAUUCAGAAAUUUCUUUCAUCCAUACCUGGUUUGAGUAUCUUCUUGUCCAUUUUUUGCACAAACAAUGCAAUGACACACAGGUCUAGUGACCUAGUGCCCAGCAGGUCUUGAGUCAGGACCAAGUCUUACAAUGAUUGGGACAUAGAGAAGGCUGAAUCCUUCAUUCAGAUUUUGAUGCCUGAGAUGUAUGUGGAAAACAAGCAUUUUUUUAAAAACUGCCCUUGAGUAAAGUUUACUUUCUUCAAGAUUUCAUCCUGAACUGUGGUUUUACAACUUUGGAUAUGCACACCAAAGGCCAAAUCUUUGAAUGUGAAUAAUCAGGAUCCUGUUAUUUGAGAAAAUGUUGGUUAGUUGUGCAGCCAAUAAUCUGACGGACGAAUGUUUACUAAAUUUUGAUACAAGUUGAAAAUGUCACUUGUUUCAAACUGGGCCUUAUAACCUGUCUCCAUCAUUUCCCCUAGAUCCAUCUUCCCUGCUUUUACUUGCAAUGCUCAUGUUUGUGUCAAUAAAUGUUUAUCCCGAAAGAU
This is a messenger RNA of Pomacea canaliculata, 4501 nucleotides long. RefSeq lists its product as uncharacterized. The coding region runs from base 795 to 3038 and encodes 747 amino acids. Lineage: Eukaryota; Metazoa; Mollusca; Gastropoda; Architaenioglossa; Ampullariidae. Gene Ontology annotation, cellular component: extracellular region. The transcript has 5 exons. Gene Ontology annotation, molecular function: growth factor activity; cytokine activity. Gene Ontology annotation, biological process: SMAD protein signal transduction. The record is from RefSeq and is a predicted model, not a curated record.